AUGAUGACAGAAGGCAUGCUAGAGUCAGGCUUCAUCAACAGUCAACCGUCGAUUGAAGAGUUUAUGACUGCGAUCCCACAUAUCAAUGAAACGUACCACGCAUCAUGUGCGGCAUCAAUCACCGGAGAGACGGGGCUGGAAGCAGCAGCAGCAGCAGCACACUACUGCCAGCACGCCGCCGCUGGCUCGCCCCCCGGCCAGCAGCAAUACCAUCAGCUGCAGUCCCCGUCAUCGUCGGUAGCGGCGAGGAAGAACGCGGCCGGGGGCCCCCACGUUAAGCUGCCCGAGUACCCGUGGAUGCGAGAGAAAAAGACGCCGAAGAAACACGGUCAUCAAGUUCAUGAGAACGGCACACCAAGGCGGCUGCGCACGGCCUACACGAACACGCAGCUCCUAGAACUAGAGAAGGAAUUCCACUUCAACAAGUACCUCUGUCGCCCGCGGAGAAUCGAGAUUGCCGCCUCUCUCGAUCUCUCCGAGCGUCAGGUCAAGGUCUGGUUCCAGAACAGACGCAUGAAGCACAAGCGACAGUUUACGGGCAAGCCUGGCGACGAUAUCAAAGACGAAAACAAGGUAUCUUCGAGCAAUAGCGAUGACAGCAGUUCGGAGUUGAACAUGGCGUGCCGGUCGCCGGAUACCUCAGGGAAUGCUAUAGACACCGACGGCGGCGCGAAAUCGCCCGACAGUAGGUCGAGCACGAAAGAUUUUACGUCGCCGCCGGCUGUCGUCGCGGACGUGUGUAGCAGCAGUACAGAGCCCCUGAAACAGGAACCCGUCAUUCUAGCGAUGCCUGGGAAAAUGUCGGAGCUGCAAUAUGGACGUCAGGCGGAUGUCGCCGCCGCUGCCGCCGACGAUGAUGAUGAUGAUGACGUCGGCGGGGGUCAUCCGUACGAACUGCUGCGAGCGACGAGCGACGUAGUGCCGCCACAUAACGCGACGACGCACAUCUACGACUUUAAUUCGCAACAUUUGAACACAUACGGCGUCUGUAACACUGCGGGCGGCGGCAGCAGCAGCGACUACGGCGAUCACAGUAAGCCACCGCCACCGCCUCAUCUGCCGACGCCUCACCUGCCGUCGCCCGCCAGCCUGCAGAGUUACGACAACGUUGGCUACUCGCACGUGCGACCGACAGAAUACAUAGGUGGCGCUAGUGCGGUGUACCCGCCGCAGGAGCACAUCCGGGGUCUUGAAGGCUUCAACUCUGAAGCGUAUUGUUCGACGCGCGGUGUUCCCGGCUGGAACAUGCAGAGUCAGUACGGUAUCCUCAGUGACAUGACUAAUGACUACUCGUCACCGGAGUAUUAUAAUAUGUAA
Messenger RNA from Priapulus caudatus, 1317 nucleotides. Its product is annotated as homeobox protein Hox-B2-like. The record is from RefSeq and is a predicted model, not a curated record. Gene Ontology annotation, molecular function: DNA binding; DNA-binding transcription factor activity, RNA polymerase II-specific. NCBI's taxonomy places the organism in Eukaryota, Metazoa, Priapulida, Priapulimorpha, Priapulimorphida, Priapulidae. The transcript is spliced from 2 exons. Gene Ontology annotation, biological process: regulation of DNA-templated transcription. Bases 1 to 1317 code for a protein of 438 amino acids.